CCUAAGUUGUCUGAUGACAAUCAGGAGAUUCGGCGGUCUAAGUGGCAGUGGAAAGCGCCGCAAAACCUUGCUGAUUUCUUUCGAGGGGAUUUACCUUCCUCUUCAGAGCCGGAGUACUCUGCGGACGGUUCCUCCGGUGAUAUUACUCUGCCCAUAGUACGAUCCACGGCCGUCUCUGGAGACAAUUUAAUUGGCUGGAUUGAACAUUUCCUUGGAGUUGAGGACAUUCAAGAGGCGGCUCAUAUUGCAAACGUUCUUUUAUUAUACGGAUACAUAUAUCCAUUGACGGACUACAAGUCUUCAAUUGUCAAGGAUGACCCUACAGCGUUCUACCGAUUCCAGGCUCCGUACUAUUGGAUUUCAAAAAUCCCCAAACCGGAUGCUAUGGACUACGCUAUCUAUCUUGUUAAGCGCACUCUGCGAAAACGGCAAAAGUAUGGUUUAGAGGAGUACGAGCAAUCGGCACUGCAUCGACUGCAGAAUAUGCUUGGUCACAAAUGGGAGUUCAUUUGCAUUCAAGCAGCAAACCAAGUUCGGCUUUAUAAAGAAAGGCGUAAGAGUGACAAAAUUGUCUUGGAGGCCCAGGUUGGUGUAAAUCGCGUCAAAUUCGACGUGCCUGUUGAGGAAAGAGUCGUCAGAGUAAAUGGCUUCUAA
Messenger RNA from Dibothriocephalus latus, 654 nucleotides. The record is from the annotation of a GenBank genome assembly. Lineage: Eukaryota; Metazoa; Platyhelminthes; Cestoda; Diphyllobothriidea; Diphyllobothriidae.